Messenger RNA from Xenopus tropicalis (tropical clawed frog), 1612 nucleotides. RefSeq names its product ILK associated serine/threonine phosphatase (gene ilkap). Gene Ontology annotation, cellular component: cytoplasm. Gene Ontology annotation, molecular function: metal ion binding; cation binding; protein serine/threonine phosphatase activity. NCBI's taxonomy places the organism in Eukaryota, Metazoa, Chordata, Amphibia, Anura, Pipidae. Bases 84 to 1178 code for a protein of 364 amino acids. The record is from RefSeq and is a predicted model, not a curated record. The transcript is spliced from 10 exons.
GAGGCAGCUUGUGUCAGGGCAACGUGGAACGCAGUGUAUGUGGCGGAUGUGCCCUGCCCAGGCUCGCUUGGUGUUUGCAGAGAAUGCGGGGAACAGCAGGCAUUAACGCUGGGACACAAUUGGGUAUUUUCCUUAUGUGCCAGCCUUACCUCCGCUGUGAGCCAUACAACUGCAACCAGUGUGCAGUGUUACUGCUGCCUGGCCUGCAGUGUCGCCAUCAGAUUCUGGACCCCCAGACAAUAACCCCAGUACUAAACGCAAGGCGGAAACGACAGACUCUGACAGCAGUGAAGAGCAGCACCAGGAAAAGAAUCCUGUCUUUGAAAGCCCACGUUGCCGAGCGUCGAGGGGAACGUGAGGAAUUGCAGGAUGCACAUACCAUAUGUGACCUUAGCCAAGAUUGCCAGCCAAUGCCACCUGACUUAUUACGCCUCUCAUAUUUUGCUGUGUUUGAUGGUCAUGGUGGAACACGGGCAUCACGAUUUGCUGCACAAAAUUUGCAUCAAAAUUUUGUGAAAAAAAUACCCAGAGGCGAGGGCAGCAGUGUGGAUAAAGCUAUGAAGCGGUGUAUCCUGGAUGCCUUUAAGCAAACAGAUGAAGAUUUCCUCAAACAAGCAGCCAGCCAGAAACCUGCAUGGAAAGAUGGGACGACAGCCAUCUGUGUGCUUGUUGCUGAUAACAUCUUGUAUAUUGCCAACCUAGGGGAUAGUAGGGCUUUGCUCUGCAGGAUUAAUAAGGAGAACCAGAAGCAUGUAGUGCUAAGUUUGAGUAGAGAGCACAAUCCUACUCAGUAUGAGGAGCGGAUGAGGAUUCAGAAAGCAGGGGGAAAUGUAAGAGAUGGGCGAGUGCUGGGGGUGCUGGAGGUAUCCCGCUCUAUAGGCGAUGGCCAGUACAAGCGCUAUGGUGUAAUCAGCACACCGGAAGUGAAGAGAUGUCCACUCACUGACAGUGACAGGUUUAUUUUGCUGGCUUGUGAUGGUCUCUUUAAGGCCUUUUCAGCAGAAGAGGCUGUAACCUUCAUCUUGACUCAUACACAGGAAAAGAGUUCUCCAGCUGAAGAUGGCCCCCCUGACUUUGAUUCUCUCUAUGAAUCUGCAUGUCAUCGACUCGCCAAUGAAGCCGUGCGUCGGGGGGCUGCUGAUAAUGUCACAGUACUGAUAGUACAAAUUCAGCACUGAUGCAAAGCUUGGGGCGGGCAGGGCCAGAGCAACCUUUCACUUACUCUUCAUCUUUUAUUUCUUUCGUUUCUGGAUUGUAAAUACAUAUGCCAUCCCACUGGCGAUUUCCAUUUUCGCCGGUGGGAUGGCAAUCCGGGGAGAUUAGUCACCCGCGAACAGGAAGAUUUGUCACGGUUGACUAAUCUCCCCGUGUGCCAGAGCCCUUAUUCAUUCAGGAUUCUGUAGAACUGAAUUUCCCCCCUGUUGCCACUAAGGAAAGAUAAAUUUUCUAAUGUGAAUCUCUUAUCAGAACUGUGGUAAAUGUCAGGUUGGAAUCGAUGCAACGCAGCUGAGUAACAUUCUGGUGGCUUCAAGCUUUCAUACUAAGUGCGCUUUUGUAAAUGAGAUUGUGUAUUUAUGUUCCACUAUAUUUUAGUAAACAGCCAUCUUGUAAA